Messenger RNA from Seriola aureovittata, 2765 nucleotides. It is a transcript of the gene tram1, whose product is annotated as translocation associated membrane protein 1. Bases 137 to 1249 code for a protein of 370 amino acids. Lineage: Eukaryota; Metazoa; Chordata; Actinopteri; Carangiformes; Carangidae. The record is from RefSeq and is a predicted model, not a curated record. Gene Ontology annotation, cellular component: endoplasmic reticulum membrane. The transcript has 11 exons. Gene Ontology annotation, biological process: protein insertion into ER membrane; SRP-dependent cotranslational protein targeting to membrane, translocation.
UGCUGCCUGGCCCUGUGCUUGUCGGAAGCAGGAGGGAGCUUUGAGCGUUCUCCUACACAAGGAUAAUAAUAUAGAUUGAUAGAAAGCGACUACAUCUGCGCUGCGUAACGCAAAAGUCGAGUCGAAUCGUGUCGACAUGGGGAUCCGAAAAAAGACUAACAAGAAUCCGCCGGUGCUGAGCCAUGAGUUUGUCAUCCAGAACCAUGCAGAUAUUGUUUCCUGUGUUGCUAUGGUGUUCCUCCUCGGGUUGAUGUUUGAGGUCACCUCAAAGUUUGCAGUGUUAUUCAUAACCGUCCAGUACAAUGUCACCAUAUCAGCAAACGAAGGCCCAGAGGAGACGGCUAUUAACCACUUCCACCACGGCAUCAAGGACUUGGCCACUAUCUUUUUCUACAUGCUGGUGGCCAUCAUCAUGCACGCCAUUAUCCAGGAAUAUGUGCUGGAUAAGAUCAACAGGAAGAAACACUUCUCUAAAACCAAGCACAGCAAGUUCAACGAGUCGGGCCAGCUCAGCGCAUUCUACUUAUUCUCCUUCGGCUGGGGCGCGAGCAUCCUGCUCUCUGAAAAUUUCCUGUCCAAUCCGGUCACCAUGUGGGAGGGAUAUCCCCAUACACUAAUGCCAUUCCAGAUGAAAUUCUACUACAUUUGUCAGCUGGGCUACUGGUUACACGCUCUCCCAGAGUUGUACUUCCAAAAGACAAAGAAGGAGGAUAUUCCACGCCAGCUUGUGUACAUCUUCCUUUACCUGGUCCACAUUGCCGGCGCCUACAUUCUGAAUCUGAACCGUCUGUGUCUGGUCCUGCUCGUGCUGCACUAUUUUGUCGAGCUCCUCUUCCACGUUUCCCGCCUGGUCUACUUCAGCAACGAGAACAGACAAAUGGGUUUCACUAUAUGGGCCGUGUUGUUUGUCCUCGGACGGCUGCUCACCCUGUCCUUGUCUGUCCUCACCGUGGGCUUUGGCCUCGCCACAGCUGAGAACCAAGGCUUUGAUUUGGCUGCAGGAAACUUUAAUGUUCUUUUUGUACGGAUAACUGUCCUGGCCGCUAUCUGCCUCACUCAGGCCUUCAUGAUGUGGAAAUUUAUCAACUUUCAGCUGCGCCGGUGGAGAGAGCAUGCCCAAGCUCAGACCUUGAAAAAGAAACAAGUUCCUUCCAAGAGCAAAUCAAAGAAAGACAAAGCCAAUGGAGUAAAUGGAGUGAACUCCCAUGGAGCCGAUUCACCAAGAGCAAGAAAAGAGAAGUCAUCAUAAACACAUUCCCCUCAUCGGCCCAUCCUGUCACACACCCCCACCCCCUUCUCAAAGAACCAUCUCUCCCCAAUGCCUCCAUGGCCGUGCCCAACCAACAGACCCUCCACUUCUCCACCAUGAUAUGCAUUUUCAGCUCUCACACAGGACUGACCACCCAGCUGGACUUCAAGGGCCAGAAUGCAUUUUUUUGCUUUGCUUGUCGCCAGUCGUCCAGCGCGCCUUGAUUUGAGAAUCAUUGCUCUGCUGUGCCAUUACGAAUGAAAAAAGAAAACAAAUUCAAAAAUAAACUAUUGAAGAAAAAAAGACCUUAUUUAAGAAGUGCCUAUUGAUACGGAUUGUUUUGUACAGGGUGUGUAAUUUUAAAAUUUCAGGAAUGAUUACGUCAGUGUUUAACGUUUCUCCCUAAGUCAGGCCAUUUCAUGCUUUUCCCAAAUACUGUGUAUUCCAGCUUGUGUUUUAUUUCCAUUUUGUUCUUGUAUUUAUACCUGCUAGCUUAGCUCACCCCUUCUUUUCCGCUGACUCCUGUCCCUCUUUUUGCGGACAAUAUAGGGAGCUUGUGACUUCCUAUUGUAAUAUCUCUUGUUUUUCCAUCACUGGAGGCUGCGUACAGUCUUAUUAGAAUCUCCGUCUUUAGGGUUCACAUCACAGACUGUUCAAACCCACAACGCAAGACAUUGUUACAGUGUUUUUCACCAUGUCACUCACCGACACACCUUAGAUGGAAAGCGAGGUAGAAUAUGGAAGUAGUUUUCAAUAUCCACUCAUGGAUAGAAUAAGGGAGAGUGUGUAAAGGCAACCAAGGAAAAUGGGAGACUUCACCCUGUAAUACUCCCAAGUAGAUUCACAGUUCAGUAUUGUGCAAAACUUCCAACAGAGACGUAGUAUUUGAUUGUUGGGAGUUCAGAAAAGCUUUGUAAUCACAACAGCCAUGAAAUGACACAGAAUCUAUUGCUGCCUAUAAUGCUGUUAAUGAAUAAACACCUUAUGUUUUCAUUUUGAGCGACGUAAGAUCAUUUUAUUGGAGGUGAAAAGGACAAAAUCAGGUGAAACAUCCCUUUUGAUUGAACUGUGUAUGUCCCUCUUUAUCUGUAGCUGAAGUGAAAUUGGUUUAUUGUAUUUGUUUUCCCUUGCAUACUAUGGCUUACCUGAAAAUGUCCACAAGAAUGAUUUGUUGUAAAAGCAUGGACUGGGAAUGAGAACCAUAUGUUGUUUGGCUCUAACCCUAAACCUUUACCCACUGUUGACUGUGCCAAAUGAGCCUGGGUGACUGUUGAUAUAUCCCUUUUUACUUACAUGCCAUAAAACAAAUUUACAAAGCUAUGGAGUGCAGUCAGCUGUAUUGUGAGAAUCAAUCACCAAGGUAACACUGGUUUAUUCUAAAGAAUAAACCCAUUUACUAAUUUUAGGCACACAGCAGUGAGUCACGGUCGCCUCUGGCAGUACAUCAGUGGUUUUCUCAACUUGUCCUGAGGUUUUAUCUAUCCAGCAAAGGAAUAAAAUGUUUUAUUGAAAAAGA